AUGUCUACAAGCGCCUAUACGGCUCUGAUGUCAAGUAAACGCAAGCGUGAUGAAGCUAAUGGAUUUAUAAUGAACGGAAAUGGUCAUGCUCCAAUGGAAACUGAUACUAACGAAAACAAAAAGUCAAGAAUUGAAUAUGUCGAAACUGUCCCAUCAAAAGUUGUUCAUAUUCGUAACAUGCCAGACGAUGCUACAGAACAUGAAAUCGCUCUUCUCGGCAUCCCGUUCGGUUUGCUAGAAAACAUGGUGCUUUCUAAAAAAGCUAACCAAGCUCUGUUGGAAAUGCAAUGCCUAGAGAGUGCGAUCAUGAUGGUUUCGUACUAUCGCGAAUACCAAGUUACGCUAAGAGGACGCACUCUGGUCAUGCAAUAUUCUAAACAUCAACAUCUUGAAUUACAUUCGGAAAACAGUAGCAUAGGCAAUGCAAUUCAGAACGCAAAUUGCAUCGUUCAACAGGAUCUCAGCGGCGCAAAUUCUGGUAUGCCUACUACAGUUCUGCGUGUCGUCGUUGAUAACAUAAUGGGACAGCAGAUCAACCAUACUAUUCUACACAAGAUAUUUUACCGAUAUGGAAAAAUACUAAGGAUUGUUACCUAUUUGAAAAACAAUCAGUAUCAUGGAUUAGUCGAGUUUGGUAAUCAUAUUCAUGCAUUUGUUGCAAUGCUACAUCUAAACGGCCAAAAUAUAUACACUGGAUGCUGUUCCCUGCGUGUGCAAUUUUCGAAAAAUCGUGGUCCAUUGGAAGUUCGUCAAGAGAGUGAUAAAUGCAGAGAUUAUCUCAAUAAUCCACUAACUGAAGAAGAGUUAAUGUCCCUUCGAAGACCCACAGCUGGGAGUGAAAGACAUCAUAGCAACAAUCCUGGUCAUGUUUCUUCAAAUUUCCAAAAUUCAGUCGUACCGAAUAUGGCACACCAAGGUAUUCAUCUCCCGGUUGGGAUGAUUGCACCUCCAAAUACGAACAAUAUGGGGAUUAACGAACUAACUGCUCAGUUAGCAGCACUAGCUCAGCAGUCAGGUUUGGCUCUUACUCCUGCAGCAGUAGCUGCUACUGCAAGUUUCAUGGCUCUUACAUCACAAAAUAGCGGUCCUGGUUCUCAAUCUGUGUCAGGAACUCCUAAUCUGUCUACUAUACUAGCAGCACUUCAGGGUGGUGCUGUUCAAACUGGGGUGCUCCCCCAUAUGUCUGGCGGUAACGCAAGUGUUAUGGGAUCUGUGCAAACACCUGUCUCUUCUCACGUGACGCCUGUUGGAGUUCGCCCCCCUCCCAAUAAUAAUGGAAGCACUGUCCUGAUUGUAUCAAAUCUGAACGAAGAUAGGGUUUAUCCGGAUGCUCUUUUUACACUUUUUGGUGUAUAUGGAGAUGUCACUCGCGUGAAAAUUAUGUUCAAUAAGAAAGACACAGCCCUGAUUCAGUUUACCGAUCCUCAUCAGGCUCUUACAGCUUUACAGUUUCUCAAUGGCCAGCGCCUCUGGGACAAACCGAUGAAAAUUGCAGUGUCUCGACAUAAUAUUGUUCAGCUACCGAAAGAGGAUACUGAAAAUGGUUUGACCAAAGAUUAUACUAACAGUCUGUUGCAUCGUUUUCGAAAGCCCAAUUCAAAAAAUUUUCAAAAUAUUUACCCUCCAAGUCACGUUCUGCAUUUGAGUAACAUCCCUCCUUCGGUAACGGAAAACGACAUACGUGUGUUAUUUGCAACUAAAGGAUUCGAAGUUACUGGGUUUCGGUUUAUGAAGGAUAACAAAAUGGCGCUCGUGCAGUUGGAAACAGUUGACUUGGCUAUUCAGUCUCUUAUCGAAUUGCACAACAGCCAGUUGACAGAAAAUUCUCACUUACGGAUCAGCUUUAGUAAAUCUGCUGUUUGA
Molecule: messenger RNA, 1863 nt
Organism: Schistosoma spindalis
Lineage: Eukaryota; Metazoa; Platyhelminthes; Trematoda; Strigeidida; Schistosomatidae
Source: the annotation of a GenBank genome assembly